UUUCUUUCUCUUUCUAUGUUUAAAAAUUAUUUUAAAAAAUAAUUAAACUAUACAAUCAAAAAAUUUGAAAAUGGGAAUGUUUAUAUGUAUAUUAAAUCAUAAAUUUAGUUUCAGAAUUUGUCAAUCACAUCCUCAUAUUAUGUGAAAAAAUCGGAAAAAUCUCCUUAAAUGAUACAACAUUCCGUUCCAUGUUAUUAAUUAACGAUCAAACCGUAAAUAAUAUGGGAUAAUCCUCCAUGAAAGAAAAGCAUUAUACAUAAAUAUUUUUUUAAGAACAAAAAUCUUUCAAUGUAUAUUGUUUAGAGUUCUUAACUCGAAAAAGUUCAAUUCAAAAAUUUUUGGAAAAAGAAACGGUUUUUUAAGAUUUUCUCUUAAGAUAAUAUCAUUUUUAUUGUGUUUUUUACGUCGAUAGUUUUAAGAUUUCUUUUGUGUUUAAGAAUUCUAAUAAAUAAUUCAUCGAUCGAAAAUGUUGUCAUUAGUACAGUUGUAUUUUUUUACAUUAAUAAAGAAAAAAUUGGACUAUUUCUUUUUCCAAAAAAUACAAAAAUAAGAUUACAAUAUAAUGAGGUAAUGUGUAUGUUCUUAAUUUUCAGAAAAGUAAAAUUAAAGGGAAGCUUAACCUUUGUUUUUUCUUUACUUUUUGAAAAAAUUGAGAACAUCAUUUGCAUAUUUUGGAUAUCUACUUCAUGCGAACGCACGUUGUGAUAUUAGAAAAUUUUCUUCAUUGAUUUCUUGUUAAAUCGCAAUUAAAAUUGGUGAAAUUUUAAUAAAAUACUAUUUUUGUAAAGUUACAUAUCUGUGUGUAAUUUUUUUUAGAUCUUUUUACAUCUUUUUACAUCAUAUAAUUGAGAAUUAAAAAAUUUGAGAAAAAGUUUUACAAAUUAAAUUAUUAAAUGUUACGUUUUAAUUCAAUACGUCUGUCGGAUGAUUUUUUAUUUUAAAUAUUAAUUAGAAUGGUAACAAUUUUUUUAAAAAUAAUAUAAUAAAUGGGUGGAGUCCGCAAAGUGAGAACGUAAGUGAGUUCAUUCGUUCGAAAAAUGAGCCACGUUCUUUGCGACCUUGGUACAAGCAGGCGCGGCUUCUCCAUCUUUUUGCGUAAUGCAUGAUAAAUGCUAGACGAUAGAAUUAACAUAAGAAUUUAUACAGGGAAUUCCGGAUUUUAUCCGGAACACUGGACAUUUUUUUCUACUUUUUUGUACCUCUCUGUUUCCACUGUUUCGGAAAUUAGCGUAACAGAUCAAGAGAGGGUACGCUAAAAACGAUUGUUUAUGGUAGUUUCUUAAUUUGACGUCUUUUAGUUUUUUUAUCAAAACUCGUCACGCAAAUGUCAACUUAAUCGUAUAUCUGAAACAUUUUUGUCACACGGAACGUCUCUUGUCCAUGAAUAGAAUAUAAAAUCAUAAUAAGAUCAAGAUAAUAUCAAGAAAACAUUUAAUAAACUAAAAAAUUAUUUUAAAAUUAUUGCAGUUUAAAGAAUCGUAAAAUCAUCAAAGUAUCAAAUGCAAUUAUACCCAUACAACAUUAAAAUUUUACGAAAAUAUCUCAGAAAUAUUUCUAAUAAAAUGUAAAACAUUCGUAAUAAUUGCGAAAUAUAUCUACAACAAUUUUGGAAUAGCAAAACGUUCGCGCUUCUUACACUUAAAACCUUGUACAAAAGUUGCUGAAAGGCUAUUAAAAAAAUCUGCAAUCUUUGUCCAAGAAAAUAUAUUAAGUGUUAUUUUUAACAUAUUUAGAUAAAAAACAAUAUUUAAAAAAUAUAUAAAAAAUAAUAAUGUUUUAUUUUUGCGUAAUAUUUUUGUAUUUUACUAUUUACAUUUUAAAGUCCAUAUUUAGAUUGCGUUCAUCAAUUUCUUUGAAAGAUUCAAAAUAAGAUUCUCUAAAUUUAAAAAAGAACAUAUAUAAACUUUAAACUCUAAAGCAUUACGACAAAUGUUAUUUACUAUUUACUAUUUAAUAUAUUACUAUACUAUCUAAUUCAUUAUUAUUAUAAUAAGUAUGAUUCUCAGAGAUAAUUAUACGAAACAUUUGUAAUUGUAUCAAUCUUUUUAUUUUAGCAUUAUUAAUGAACCAUAUCUAAUAAAGUAGAGCAAUAAGUUAUAAGAAUAUAAAUGUAUGAUGUAAGAAUAAAACAUAAUCAAAAAGUGACUUUUAACAGUCAUUUUAGAAUCAUUUUGACGUUACGAUUGACUUUCUGCUUGGAUGUAUGGGUUCAAAUUUAAUGUUUGUGAUAGAUUUUAGAAACAUUCUGUUGCAACACAUCUUACAUACUUAUGUAAAAUUAUAACGUACACAUAUGAGAUUUUGCAGAAUUCUUUUAGAAUUGUUGCGUACAUGUAAAAAGCAUUAAAAUCUUCCUGAAAAUUUUCCGCAUUAACAAUCGAUAUUAUAUAAGUAUUAAUGAUUUUUUAUAUAUUCUGGAAAAUAUUUUAUUUUUAGAAUGUUCUAAUUUUUUUGUUGUGUCUUCUAGAUGUUAGAGAUUAUACUACUAUAAAUAAGAAGGCUUUAUUGAAUUUAUUUCAUUGCAAAAUAUUAAUCGCACAUGAUCUUAACUGUAAAUACUGGCUCUUUUUAAAGACAUCUAAUAUAAAAGAUAUUUUAUAAUCCAAUUUUACUUUGUGUUGUUUAUGUAAUAGUUACCUAAAACUGUAAACAACACCUAAAGUGUGGUUAUUUAUAUUGCAUAAGCCAAAUUAUUCUUUAAAGCUGGUUUCAUCCAACAUUCAGGUAUGCACGACCAACAUAUUUUCUCGUUGAUUAAGAAAAAAACAGGAAUAAACCUAAGAAGUCUGCAGUUUUUAAAUUUCAAUAACUUUUAGCUUUAUUGGUAUUAUAUAGUCAAAAAAUCUGAAGUUGUUUUUAAUUGAUUUACUAAAGAAAAAAUAUAUAUUAUAUUUUUUAUUAAUAGUAUUAUUAAUAAUUUAAAAAUUUUGAGAAAUAGGUAUACAUUUAAGGAGAACUUAAUCUUAAAAAACAUAAAUGUACACUGUAUUCUUAAAAUUUUUUAAUUAUUAUUUGUAUAAUUUUUCCCAAAAAUAAAAAUUUACAAAAAUUUUGCAUUAUUUUAUCUUCGAUUAUUUUCGGAGUUGUGGACAAUUUAUCUUUGAUUGGUUGUAUUAUAAAUUUUGAUAUACUUUUUGUAUACAAUGUUCACAACUUUUUAGAUUACGUUACAAUAUUGUACUAAUUAGCGUGAUAUUAACAAAAAUUUGAUUACAUCACACAUUGCAUUACAGGCUACAGUUAAAUUGUUACAAUCAAAUAAAUCACCUUUGUUACGGAAGCAUGUGAAUAUGUGAUAUCUUUUUUUUAAAUUUAUGUAAUCGUUACACGCAUAAUGCGACCUCGUUGUUGAUCCGGUCACGAUAACAGAGAGAUGCUACUUUUAUUUUAUUACCGUUUAUUAUAUGUAAACAUCAUUGAUUUAACUUUCGCUCGUUCUCUUAGCGAUUAGCUAUUUUUACAGUACCUUGGAAGAUCAUUGACCAAUCGUUGAUUAAACGCGAUAAAUCUAUUUCUAUUUUAAAAUAUUAGCUUGGCUUUAGAAUAUUAUAGGUAUGUCUAGCAAUAGUUACAGUCAUAGAUGUCCUCGAAAUGCAAAUUAAGCACGAAUUAAUGUUAUACACAGAUUAAGAAAACGACUUUAAAAUUUAUACUUAAAUACUUAAAUACUUCUUAGUGAGAAUUAAGAUAUUUCCUGUAGGAAAAUUGAAAGUCAAUAAACGGACGAUAAAGAUAUCAUUUAUUGUGUAAUAUAUAAUUUAUUGUAUAACUUUAAAAUAUUUAUAACUGUAAAACUUUUGUAUAAAACGCUUUUUUGAUAUUUUGAUAUUUUACGAGAUAUAUUGAGAAAAGGUAAAAAUGUCUCAACCUUUAAAGGGUAGUUUUAUCUCUUCAAACCGAGCCCAAACGGAAAAUUUCUAAAUUUAUGUAUUUACCCCCUCUACAUUUAUGUAGUUUUAUUAAAAUUGGAAUUUUCGGGUUCGCAAAGUUCCCUUAUCAGUCAUAAAGUCAAGUUAGAAUCAAAGAUAAAUGUAUUUCUUCUUAUACAAUCUGAUAUGUUACAACGUAAACACUCUUCUUCGCAGAGAUCCUUACAAUGUCGACGCUUCGCUAUGCAAUGACAACAGUUAUACUGUCAGCAGUUUAAGUCACAAAGAUCCGUUAUUAUAAAAUGACAUGUUACAGUGCCAAUAGUUUACUACGUAAUGACCCAUCACAUUGACGGUGCUUUAACACGACACGUUAUAAUGUCUAGAGUUUAAUUUACAGUGAGUCGCCUCGCUUUCAAUCCACGGUGCUUAUAUACAUCGUUUUUCGGUCGGUUGCUAGGACUAUUCCGAGUCUACGUACAAUCUUUGGCCUGGGUCCAACGUCUAAGCAGUGUUGCAGUAAUCGUGGUAAUGUCGCAAGUACUUAAUAUGAAUUAGGACAGAUACUUGCAACGUCGUUAUUCCCCGAUCGAUGAUCGGGACAAAGGGCUUACAUAGCACGCGGCCGAUGUCAUUAAGUGUCAUUUGACCCCUUUAUCUCUUUCGACGUUCAUUUCGUUGGAGUGUAUCUCACUCACAACAUAAAAAUAAAAAUAAUUAAAAAAUUACAAGAGGUUUACAACUUUACAAGUAACGACAUUAAAAAUAUGUAUCCAUAUAUCUGCGGAAAAAGAGAAGAGGACGGUUAAAUGGAAGGAAAUACAACAAAUGACUAAGGACAAAAAAGAAUAUGAAGCUCAGGAACAUGCUAAAAUGUUAAGGAAAAAGCAUCUAAUGCGCGAGAUCAAACUUGGUGCUCUAAAUACGAAUCGUUAUCGGACAUUAUGGCGGGAGAUGAUGAUGAGAAUCAAAAUGCCGCAGAUCAUCGAGAACGUAGAGAUUGCAUGGCGCAAUUUUGAUCGAGCUCUCGAUAUCAAGGACUACAGAAUAAGCUUUUUAAUGGACGAACUGAGUGAGGCCGAAGAACAGUAUCAAAGAAAUACAAGAUCGCAUAUGGAAAUCAUUGAUCGAUUAUUAAGAUCGUAUAAAGAAAGAAUAGAAAGCAAGGAAAAAAAUUAUCGAAGAACGUUAAAUGAUACGCUUGUUCAGACAAACGAUGAAAUUAGUAAAAUUUAUUAUCAAAAGAACCAGUUCGAAAUCUCGUUACAAUCAAUUACUAAGGGCAUUCAGCAACAAUUGGAAGAAUCAUUGAACAAUGUCAAGAGUAUUGCAUUAAAAACGAAGAGUCGCAGAAAAUGUUACGAGGCACUUAAAGACAAGGAUGAGAAAGAUCAGAAAGUGAUAGCGCAACAAUUGUUACGUACAGCGAAUCACUUCGAGGAAAUACGAAAAUUUCGAGAUAACAUAGCCACAUAUGAAGCUACGACCAAAAAAGAAAUUUCCGAAAUUGCAACGGAAUAUGACUUCUUUCAAAAAGCUUCCUGGACCGUAAAAAAUCGUCUUCUCUCAGGUGUGCAUUAUUCAGACUUUUGCUUUAAUCUUUAUUGGCAAUUUGUAAAGUUAGACUCCUUAAUCUCUAACAACAUGAAGAAAUUUUUAUGCAACAAUAUUUUACUGUUACAAUUUAUUUUAUACUCUAUUCAUGUUAAAGUUUUCUACACUGAAACCUCGCACUAGUAGACUGUUCGGGGCUGAGUCUACUAUUGUGGGGUGACCUACUGUUGCUGCGUUUCAUUCCCACUCCGUGAAAGGACACAGCGGUAUUGUCAGUUUAUAAUUAUGCUUCAAGAUUAGUUGUAUUUGACACUUAAUUUAUAAAACUGAAAAAUGUAUUUAAAAUUUAUAAAUAUAAAAUAUUAGACAAAAUCCAGCUCCGAUCGUAUUUGAUGUUCCUUUAUUUAUGUGGUUACAUUUAAAGAAUUUAUUUUAAUUAUUGUUGGUCAUUUUAUUUAUAUUUGCGUAAUUUUUUCAAUAAAAAACUUUAUACAAGAAUAUAUGUUUUAUUUCUAUUACAAAAAAACUAUUUUUAAACAAUUUUGUUAAGAUAAUUUUCCAUAACAUGUGGACAAAAUAUAAAUUCUUAAAUAUACAAAAAUAUUUAUAGAAGUAAACAAAGAAAUAUAUAUAUUAUUUAUUUAUAUAAUUUUCCUUCUAGAAUGUCUUUCAAAAUAAAAAUUUUAUCUUCAUAUAUUAAACAUUUUUUGUUUUUCCAAAAUAUUUGCUAUUUAUUAAAUAAAUUAAUUAGAUUACAAUGUCGCACUUAAUUUGCGAACACAUUUGUCAUAAUUACGCGUUGCUAUUUCCCACUUAUACUACUCAUCACGUGCACCGAGUGCAUAUAAAGCGGAUAGUUUCUAUUAAUACAGAAUUGACAAGGUUCCAACGUACUUGUGUGGCAUUAACUUUUUAGAACUUUUAGGAAUUUUUUUAGAUGUAAAUGUAAGUAAAAAUAUUCUUGAAAAUUACUUUUUGUCUUUUACAGAUUGUUUAAAGAUUUCCUAUAUUUAAAAAAUAAUUUAUUUGAUUCAUCGAUAACCACGAGAUUUCAAAACUUACAGUGAAUUAAAAUUAAAAUUUUUAAUGUUCAUUUAAUGAAUACUUCAGCAUUAGAAUACUUGCACUUAUUAUCGGAAAUUUUUAAUUCGCCUAAUGGAGGCAAAAUAAAAUAAAUAAAUAGUACUUGUUUUAAAAUUUUUAUUUUUCUUUUUUUUGGUUUGUUCCAAAAAAAAUAUUAAAUAUUAUGAUAAUUCUGCUUUUAAUAAUAGCUGUAAACAUGCUGAUUAAAAUGACAUUUUUAAUUUCAGUCAUUUGGAAAAUCUAGAAUCAUGAUCACCGAUAUACCACAGAGAAGUCAAAUAGAUCUAUUGUUAAUAGUUAUUCAUCUUUUUUAUUAAUAAAAAUAGCAAACCAAUUUUCAAAAGUAAAUAAAGAAUAAUGCCACUGAAAUAAAUAAAGGACACAGAAAAUAAUUUUGAAAAUUAUUUACCCACUUUCCUAAAAACCUU
Monomorium pharaonis (pharaoh ant) is the source of this 6934-nucleotide messenger RNA. RefSeq names its product dynein regulatory complex subunit 2. Gene Ontology annotation, biological process: axonemal dynein complex assembly; cilium-dependent cell motility; regulation of cilium movement. The record is from RefSeq and is a predicted model, not a curated record. The coding region runs from base 4698 to 5606 and encodes 302 amino acids. NCBI's taxonomy places the organism in Eukaryota, Metazoa, Arthropoda, Insecta, Hymenoptera, Formicidae. Gene Ontology annotation, cellular component: axoneme; axonemal dynein complex. The transcript has 4 exons.